Molecule: messenger RNA, 1599 nt
Organism: Fonsecaea nubica
Lineage: Eukaryota; Fungi; Ascomycota; Eurotiomycetes; Chaetothyriales; Herpotrichiellaceae
Exons: 1
Coding region: 1-1599 (532 amino acids)
Source: RefSeq, a predicted model, not a curated record
AUGAUUCGCUUACCGCCCAGCAGCCUAUCCGUCUCAGAGCGAGAUAUCGAUUUCCAUGUCCGACAAACAGAAAUCUACCAAGGUCUACUGCGGCAAGGCUUCAAGAAAGAUGACAUUAUCCGCUAUCUCAACGACUAUCGCAAGGCUGCAGCAGAUGCAGCCUACCCUGGCUUACGGGACUUCGAUCUGACAAUCUCGAGCACCGCGGAACUGUCCUACCUGCGUCUCCAGCCAGCCUUGCAGGAAAGUGGCCAAGAAGACAAGAAGCGAGAUCCUGUCCGCCAUGGUUCCUCCGAGUCCAGCAGCGGAUCAACUUCCAGCUUUCCCGAUCUCCCCCCAGAGAUUGAAGACUCCCAAGACGAUCUCCAAGACUUCGUUCCAAACGCGCUUGUGCAGGAGACGGGAAACAUCAGCAGCCUCGGGUCCCCGAGAUCUAUCCCACCAACCCUGUACGUCAAUCCACAUGCUCCUCGUAAGAGCUCGCUACUUCGGUUUGCUGAGGCAGCAUCACCAGAGCCUCCUCCUACCGAACCAGGAGAGGGUCGACCUGUUCCUGCGCCAACUCAUACUCCAAUACGUAGGAAAUACAAGCGGCGAAGCCAUACCUACCCAUAUCAGUCCUCCGAGCGAGACUCUCUUGCGGAUACAUUGACACAGGGUCAUGUCAUAGAUGGGAUGAAUCGGAUCUCCUUGGACGACUCUGGGGAGAGUAUGCCUUUCGAGCUGCCAUCCCCGAUGCAUCCUACGACUCGCACAUCUUCAGCUCAAGACAUCUCGUUUGCGAGUCCACCGACAAAGUCACCGCCGGGGGAUAGUCCGACGGACGUGCUCAGUCCCAGCAUCACCCAUUCUACCGUAGAAAGGCGUCGAAGCAGCGAUAUUCUCGCACAGAUGUAUUCCUUCACAGAUAUGCCAAGCUCCCCUCCUUUUCUACAGACACCAGGCAGGGACUACUUCGAGGAGCCACCGUCUUCUCUGGGCUCCACUCGAUUACCCAGUACACCAUCACCAAUCCGCAAUGCUGCUUCCCUCUCACGUACCGAACCGCCUCUUUACAGACAUCAAUAUCUGGACGGGAAUUCGUAUACGGUGUACAAUGAUUCACUCCCUGCAAGCUCUCAGCCACAGACUCCGGCCGACACAUCAAGACAUCCUUUGGUCACUGAGCAAGAAGCCGCGUAUACCGCACCACCUGGCAUGCUCCGUAUCGGAUCGACCUCAGUUACGUACCAUGGUCGACAGGGGUGGGACCAGGAAGGCGCACAGCAAAGCCCAACUGCUCGAGCCAUCAAUCUUCGUGAACGACGGAACAGGGAGUUGACGAGAAGUGCUCAUGCUGAAGGAGUUCGUUUGCAGCGGUUGAGGUUGAGGGACGAAAGCCGGUUUACACAGCGGGCGCUCGACGCUAACGCUGCCGCUACUGGCGGAGAUCGAGUAGAGCCAUUCUCGCCAACUGCGGAUGAUGUGUGGAGGGACGAGCUCGAGGCCGAUCGCGUGGGAGAGGAGAAUUUCGAAGCAGGCAACGACAGUAGUCAUCGGAGAGUCAUGCGAGCUGUGAGUGGAAAUGCUAGGUUUGACCUUGGGGACUGGCACGAAUGA